This is a messenger RNA of Austrofundulus limnaeus, 2176 nucleotides long. It is a transcript of the gene acta2, whose product is annotated as actin alpha 2, smooth muscle. NCBI's taxonomy places the organism in Eukaryota, Metazoa, Chordata, Actinopteri, Cyprinodontiformes, Rivulidae. The record is from RefSeq and is a predicted model, not a curated record.
GAGGAGGGGGGAGGAGGAGGAGGACACAGCCAUGUUUGGAUGGAGAGAUGGAUGAAGGAGGUGGAGGGUUGAUAAACUCCAUCUCAGGACAUCAGACUCUCACUUCUGUCCUCGUCCACCUCUAACAUCGUCCCAGCAGGUCCCGAUCUGUUACGAAACAGCGCCCCCUGCAGUCAUGUGUGAUGAUGAGGAGAGCACCGCUCUGGUCUGUGACAACGGAUCUGGUCUCUGCAAGGCCGGGUUCGCUGGAGACGACGCCCCCAGAGCCGUCUUCCCGUCUAUCGUUGGCCGACCCAGGCACCAGGGAGUGAUGGUGGGCAUGGGGCAGAAGGACAGCUACGUGGGAGACGAGGCUCAAAGUAAGAGAGGAAUCCUCACCUUGAAGUACCCCAUCGAACACGGCAUCAUCACCAACUGGGAUGACAUGGAGAAGAUUUGGCAUCACUCGUUCUAUAACGAAUUGAGAGUGGCUCCAGAAGAACAUCCCACACUGCUGACGGAGGCACCGCUAAACCCUAAAGCUAACAGGGAGAAGAUGACCCAGAUCAUGUUCGAGACCUUCAAUGUUCCCGCCAUGUAUGUGGCCAUCCAGGCUGUCCUGUCUCUUUAUGCCUCCGGACGCACUACAGGUAUCGUCCUGGACUCAGGUGAUGGUGUCACUCACAAUGUUCCAAUCUACGAGGGUUACGCUCUGCCGCACGCCAUCAUGAGGUUGGACCUGGCAGGCCGUGACCUCACAGACUACCUCAUGAAGAUCUUGACCGAGCGUGGAUACAGCUUUGUCACCACAGCGGAGAGAGAGAUUGUUCGCGACAUCAAGGAGAAGCUAUGCUACGUGGCUCUGGACUUCGAGAACGAGAUGGCGACGGCAGCCACCUCGUCAUCUCUGGAGAAGAGCUACGAGCUUCCUGAUGGUCAGGUGAUCACCAUCGGCAAUGAGAGGUUUCGCUGCCCAGAGACGCUCUUCCAACCAUCUUUCAUCGGUAUGGAGUCAGCGGGAAUCCACGAGACAACCUACAACAGCAUCAUGAAGUGUGACAUUGACAUCCGUAAAGACCUGUAUGCCAACAACGUUCUGUCAGGAGGAACCACCAUGUACCCUGGAAUCGCAGACCGCAUGCAGAAAGAAAUCACUGCGCUGGCUCCCAGCACCAUGAAGAUCAAGAUCAUCGCUCCCCCAGAGAGGAAGUACUCGGUGUGGAUCGGGGGCUCCAUCUUGGCCUCGCUUUCCACCUUCCAGCAGAUGUGGAUCAGUAAGCAGGAGUACGACGAAGCUGGACCCUCUAUUGUCCACCGCAAAUGUUUCUAAAGGACCUGCCUGGGUCUCUGUGCUCUGCAACACACCCACCCACACCCAAACACUUUACAACACAAUCUGUGCCUUCAUUUCCCUCUCGCAACACGCCACUACAAUUCCACAAAGUUAAUAUGAAUAAAUACUUCUGUAGAGUCUAAUCAGUGGUUUAGAUCAAACACACAUCGAUAGACCCCAGGCCGACUAACAAACCCCAGGUCAUCUAACAAACCCCAGAUCAGGUAAUAGACCACAGGUCGGCUAACCUACCCCAGGUCGACUAACAGACCCCAUGUCGGCUAACAGAUCUCAGGUCAGCUGACCUACCCCAGGUUGACUAACAGACCCCAUGUCGGCUAACAGAUCUCAGGUCAGCUGACCUACCCCAGGUUGGCUAACAGACCCCAGGUCGGCUAACAGAUAUCAGGUCAGCUAACCUACCCCAAGUUGACUAACAGACCCAAGGUUAACUAAAAGACUCCAGGUCAGCUACUAGACCCCAUGUCAGCUAACAGACCACAGGUCAGCUAAUGGACCGUAUACUCCAGAAAGGGAAAUGUCAUAACAAACAGGUAUAUGUUCAGAACACUCCCACCCCCCUCCCCCAUCUUUUGCUCACCUGAAGACUGUGAAUGUGCUGCAUGUCGUCCUCUUUGUCCUCUACAUUGGUUCUGUUUGUCAAAAACUUUUUACUUUUUUGAUGAAUAAAGUCUAAACGGUGCUCACUCACACUGCAUUACAAUCAUAUCACAGCCUGCAUGAAGGGUAAACUUUGGGCAGGUGAACAAGAGGCGUGGCCUCAGAGAUGGUAACAGGUGAUGUAAACUACAGGAAUGUGUCAAAUGGCCCAGAAAUAUAAUAAAGAGCUCUGAUUCAACUCUA